CUCUGUGCGUCAACCAGCGAUCUCCUCUCCGGCUCGGGACAAAACCGCACGCAGCUGCCUUCUCUCCCUCCACUGCGCGAGUCUGCGCGAUCCGGAGCGGACCUGUCGUGCGUUGCUGCGUGGAUAUUUUACCUGUCAUGGACUUUGAUUGAGGCUGAACGCACACAGAUUCCCUCCUCUGAUUAUGACCAAAUAGGCGAUCAUUUACGAGCGCAAAGGAAAGCAAACUUGCAGAUCCUGAAACGCCCCUCUCGCCAAUGUGUUUUAUGUGUUUGCGCUCAACAGUGAGGUAGAUUUGAGAUUCUCCAGAGUGUCGGCGUGUGAUUUACCCCGUGGAUGCGGCUGCCGGGGUCGGUGUCUUGAGCCCUGCAGGAUCAGCCUGUCUUAGGGCAUCAUGAUUUCUCCGGUUUUUCACAAGUGGAUGAGAAAUAUUUCUCCUGAGAUGCUUCUGCUGGUGCCCAUGUUGUGGUUUUUACCUCUGGCUGGAGCGGCUCCUUCUCAGACCACCGAGCAGCUGGACAUGGGGGUGGACUGGCUGAGUAAGUUCGGCUACCUCCCUCCUCCUGACCCGGUGACCGGCCAGCUUCAGACCAAGGAGGCCCUCACUAAGGCCAUCAAAGCCAUGCAGAAGUUUGGAGGGCUGAAGGAGACCGGGAUUUUAGACCAAGCCACCCUGGGUCUAAUGAAAACACCCAGAUGUUCUCUGCCAGAUGUGUCUGAGGCUGAGGGGACGACGGGGCGCAGGAAACGAAGCCUGACUCCGCAGAACAAAUGGAAUAAAAGACAUCUGUCCUGGAGAGUGAGGACCUUCCCGAAGGACUCGGCCUUACUGGGCAGGGACACCGUCCGGGCCCUGAUGUACUACGCUUUGAAGGUGUGGAGCGACAUCGCGCCGCUGAACUUCCACGAGGUGGCCGGCAGCGACGCAGACAUUCAGAUCGACUUCACUAAAGCCGACCACAAUGACGGAUAUCCCUUUGACGGACCGGGGGGAACAGUGGCUCAUGCGUUUUUCCCAGGAGAGAGAUUCACAGCUGGAGAUACACACUUCGAUGACGACGAGGCCUGGACCUUCAGAUCUCCAGACUCUCAUGGGAUGGAUCUGUUUGCGGUUGCAGUCCAUGAGUUCGGUCACGCCAUCGGCCUGGUCCACACCUCGGCCAUCGAGUCCAUCAUGAGGCCCUACUACCAGGGUCCUGUGGGAGACCCUCUGAAAUACGACCUGCCCUACGAAGACAAAGUCCGAGUCUGGCAGCUUUACGGUGUCAGAGACUCCGUGUCUCACACAAACCAACCGGUGAAUCCAUCCCAGACCGCUGAGCCUCCCGUUCUGUUGGACCUUCCUGAGAACAGAUCCACCGUCCUGCUGGCACGAGAUGCCCCAGACAGAUGCACCAGUCACUUUGAUGCAGUGGCCCAGAUACGAGGGGAGGCCUUCUUUUUCAAAGGAAAGUACUUUUGGCGACUAACGAGAGAGAAGCACCUGGUUUCUCUACGUCCAGCUCAAAUCCACCGUUUCUGGAGAGGCCUCCCAAACAACCUGGACAGCGUGGAUGCCGUGUACGAGAGACCUGGAGACCACAAAAUAGUCUUUUUUAAAGGUCUAAAAUAUUGGGUAUUUAAAGACAACAUUGUGGAGGAGGGUUACCCACGUCCAAUCAGUGACUUCGGUCUACCGAUGGAAGGAGUGGAUGCAGCCUUCGUCUGGCUUCACAACGACAAAACCUACUUCUUCAAGGACAACCACUACUGGCGCUACGACGACCACCAGAGACGAAUGGACCUGGGCUACCCUAAAGACAGCACGCUGUGGAAGGGGCUGCCGCCACAGCUGGACGACGCCAUGAGGUGGUCUGAUGGCUCGUCCUACUUCUUCAAGGGGAAGGAGUACUGGCGAGUGCCGGGCAGCGACAUGGAGGUGGAGGCGGGAUUCCCUCGCCUCAUCGCUAAGGACUGGCUGCUGUGCACCGAGAUGCAGGCGGACUCUCCGGACACGGAGCCCAAAAACACAGAGACGAGAGUCAACGUGCACCGACACCCGGACCACGCGGAGAACGGAUACGAGGUUUGCUCCUGCACCUCGGACACCGCCUCGCCUUUAGGUGUUGGCCUCUCCCCGUCUCCUCUCUGGCUGCUGCCGCCUCUCUGGACGCUGUCGCUGGCCCUCCGUUCUGAGCCGCUAUGAUGCUAAAGCUCGGGUCACGGCUCCAGACAAACGAACACCUGGGAAAUGUUCUUAUUCUACAGUUUCAUAUCUUUUUGGCUCUAAUUUUGCUGUUAUUUAUUUUACGUCAUCUGGUGCAGUCAUUCUUACCGACACACUUUUAAUGCUUUACAAAGGUUUUUAUUGAACACAUCUCUGCAAGGAAAGGCAUUACGGAAUAGAAAUAUAUUCUGAGAGCACCAGAAGGAUUUUCUUUGUCUUCAUGUGCAGCAAAGCCUCACAAGCUAAAUUUAUUCUGAAGUGCAAAGGUGAAUGAUAUACGCACAGCAGAUGCUUUGUUGUGAGGUUGGUUCACCAAAAUUGCCUCAGAAUUAGUUCAGAAUUAGCCAAAUCCACAUUUUCACACUCACCUCAAGUGACAGUGAAGUCGAUGGUUGGAUUCCUACCACCCCGAUACAGUGGAGUUGAAUGGAAUUUAAAAACCCAACUGUGCCUCUUUUCAAAAAUGAUUUAUGUGCGGAUAACCCACAAAACUCAUUUUUUAAAAGUAGUUCCUUCCUGCUAUGAAAACAGUUUGCAACAAGGUCUGUAAAUUAUCCCCGAGUAGCAGGGAUACUGUUUCUGAAAAGACACAUUGCUGUUGAAUUUAAAGUUAAUUAAAAGUCAUUUUUCUGCGCGGUGCGAACAACCACCACUGCUUUCCAUUCAUCUCCGUUGUACUGAACGUCUCAGACACUGGGGGAAAUAAAACCAAAGCUAUCUGCAUGGUGGGAUCGCAGCAGAAGUAAGAAUUUUUCUGUAAUUUGAGGAACUGACCUUUGAAUAAUCCUUCAUUGCAGUCAAAGUGCUUGUGAUGAGCUUGAACGUCUGCCAGACGGAGGCAUGGAUGAGUCGGUGGCUGCACCAAUUUUCUCGCCUAAAUCUCUUUUUCUCAAGUGAGGAGCUGCUGCUCAUGUUCACCUCCGAGCACUCCUGAGUUUAGUUGUAUCUUUGGUAUUAAACUUAGGUUCCUGUUUGUUUCACAUCGGGUCAUAGAGUUCAUAGAACCUUCUCAUGACGGACAGUUCUCUGUGUCGAACCCUUAGCUCCAGCAUCACGGCCCCUGGAUUUAUUCUUGCUGUAAAGAUAUAUUUACCUAUAGACCGAUAUAUUUCAGUUGAACGGUUCUGCAAUUAUUGCAUCACCAAGUGGACUGUGUAUAUUUUAAUCUGUGUUUUCUAAUGUAAAAUAUUUUUGUAGAAAAAUUAAAAAAAAAACAUUAUGUGAA
This is a messenger RNA of Amphiprion ocellaris (clown anemonefish), 3431 nucleotides long. It is a transcript of the gene mmp17a, whose product is annotated as matrix metallopeptidase 17a. Gene Ontology annotation, biological process: collagen catabolic process; extracellular matrix organization; proteolysis. Lineage: Eukaryota; Metazoa; Chordata; Actinopteri; Pomacentridae. The record is from RefSeq and is a predicted model, not a curated record. Gene Ontology annotation, cellular component: extracellular matrix. Gene Ontology annotation, molecular function: zinc ion binding; metalloendopeptidase activity. The transcript has 10 exons. Bases 395 to 2185 code for a protein of 596 amino acids.